Messenger RNA from Sphenostylis stenocarpa, 4377 nucleotides. The record is from the annotation of a GenBank genome assembly. Lineage: Eukaryota; Viridiplantae; Streptophyta; Magnoliopsida; Fabales; Fabaceae.
AUGUUAUUGCCAUCUGAUGUUGACCUUUGCAAGUCAGUUUUACGACCAAUUGAUCAUGAAAGUGUAUCUAUUUCACCUCUUUCCUCUGGCACUAAUGGUGGAGGUGCUUUUUCCAAGUCAAAUGGUCCAGAUGAUUCUGAUGGAAAAACGGAUGUUUCAGAAACAGCAGGAAAAUCUGAUUCUGCCGAAGAUCGUAAUCUACUGUUUUCCCCACCAGAAUUGCAGAGUAUGACAUUGACAAAUUUCUCUAAUGUCAUUAAUCAAAAUAGCUCUGUUUCUAGCAUUGGGGAUAUGAGCUUGGAAUCGAAAAACCUGGCUGAGAAACACUCCACCCGUCAUUUAUCUACUAAUAUCUUGGAUGCUGGCCUUGGUUUUGAAUACUUCGACCUACAUGCAGAUUAUUUUCAACUUCUGAACUACCAUGAUUGUGAACUUCGUGCUUCUGAGUUUAGACGCUUGGCUUUAGAUUUACAUUCUAAGAGUGAUGUGACUAUUGAAAGCCAUGACGCUGCAAUUGAUGCUCUGUUGUUAGCAGCAGAAUGCCAUGUAAAUCCUUAUUUUAUGUUGUCUAUUGGAUCCUCAUCAAAACUUACAGGCUUUUUAAACUUCAAUGAAAGUAAAACGGUGCAGCCUCAUGAUAAAGUUAAGGUGAAAAGGACUUCCGGAAAGAAUGAACCUAAUUCAGAAACAAUCGCUCGAAUAGAAAGAAAAAGAGAUCAACUCGUUUUUCACAUACUGCUUGAGGCUGCAGAAUUGGACAGGAAAUAUCAUUUAAGAGUAUCUAAUGGAGAAAUUGGUCCUUAUUCUGCUGAAGGUUUUGAUGAACAGGUUAUAAAGCUGUCUCCCCUUGAUGUACAGUAUGCUGAUGCUCUAACUUUGGUGCGACAAAACCAAGCCCUGCUGUGUAACUUUUUGAUCCAACGGUUGCAGGGAGACCAAAUCUCAAUGCAUGAAAUUCUCCUGCAGAGUCUUGUGUACUUUUUGCAUACAGGCACCAAGUUAUAUUGUCCUCCAGAACAUGUGAUUGACAUCAUUUUAAAAUAUGCUGAAGACUUCAACAAGUUGUUGUCAUCUUUUCAUCAGCAGCUGAAGGAAAGUAGUUUGCAUAUUACAAAGGAAAGAAUGCAAGGGGUAGAGCGACGAUGGUUACUGCUACAGAGAUUGGUAAUUGCUGCAAGUGGUGGAGGUGAAAAGGAAAAUUUUGGAACUAAUGUACAAAAUAAUUACUUGUGUGGAAAUUUAAUUCCUUCUUCAGCAUGGAUGCAGAGAAUUUCUGAUUUUUCUGGUUCUGUAUACCCUUUGGUUCGAUAUCUUGGCUGGAUGGCAAUAUCUCGUAAUGCAAAACAGUAUAUGAAGGACCACAUUUUCCUUGCAUUUGAUUUGUCUCAGCUGACAUAUUUACUUUCCAUUUUUGCUGAUGACCUAGCUGUUGUGGAUGAAGUUGUCAGUAAAAAGAAUGAAGAGGUAAAAAUUGAAGAUUCAGGGGUUGAACACAGUUCUUCUGCUAAAAGAGAAUUUGAGCAUGGUAAUCAGCGUGAUGAGGAGCGGUCUUUUUGUGCAAUAUAUCCGGAGCUCUGGAAGUUCUUUCCCAAUAUGAAAAGGCAAUUUAAAUUCUUUGGAGAAACUAUUUUAGAAGCUGUUGGUUUGCAGCUGAGAUCUGUCUCUUCCACUCUGGUGCCUGAUGUUUUGUGUUGGUUUUCUGACUUGUGUUUAUGGCCAUUUUCUUUUGUUUCUUCAAUUGGAAGUGAUCAUUUGAAAGGUUAUACUGCAAAGAAUGCUAGAGCGAUAAUCCUUUAUAUACUUGAAGCUAUUAUAGUUGAACACAUGGAAGCUAUGGUUCCUGAAGCUCCCAAACUAGUUCAAGUGCUUGUGUCACUCUCAAGUUCUACAUACUGUGAUGUAUCCUUUCUUGAUUCUGUUUUGCGUUUGUUGAAGCCUAUCAUUUCUUAUUCUUUGUCCAAGAUUUGUCAUGAUGAAAAGUUGUUGGAUGGUGAUUCUUGUCUGAACUUUGAGGAGUUGUGCUUUAACACCCUUCUCUUGAAAUUAAAACAAAAGAGUGAGGUCGAGCAUAGUUCUGAAGAUAAAGGAUUCAAUACAGCAAUGGCUAUUUUUAUUUUGGCAUCGAUGUUUUCUGAUUUAUCUAUCCGAUAUAGGAGGGAGUUUUUGCAGUCCUUAUUGAAUCUGGCAAACUUUGCUGCUUUUGCCCCAACAACUUCUUUCUUUGAUUAUCUCAGUGCAUUUCAAUGUGUUAUGGACAAUUGCAGAUUACUAUUAGUGAAUGCAUUAACAGAAUUUGGUAUAAUUCCUCUUCAGCUGCCCUCUUAUCCUCAUGCCAGUGGAGAUGGACUUUCGGAAGAUAACAUAAAACCAAAUUCAUGGUUUCUUAGUGAUGUCUGUUGCAUUGUUUGUGAGGAUGAUGUUCAUAAAGUAGGGAGCAACAACUCUAUAGCUGAUGUUGGUCAUUGUGAUGUAGCUUCUUAUUAUUUAGAAGGAUUGGCUAAGGACAUAGAGGGUCUCAUUUUGGGGCUUAAUCCAGCUAUUGAGCGCAGUUGGAAUCUUCAUCAUCAGAUAAGUAGAAAAUUAUCAAUAGCAUCAGCCGAAUGCUUUGUCUUUUCAAAAAGUUUGAUAUCAGUUUCUCAAAAGUUUCAUAAAGCUGAAGCUGAUCAAAAUUCUUCACCAACUAAAUCAUCUGACAUGGUCAUGCCUCAUUGGAGAAUAGGUCUUCAAGGCCUUUGUGAAUUGAUUGUUAUGCUUCAAGAAAGCAGUUCCUGGGAAGUUUCUUGCGUGAUUCUUGAUUGUUUACUUGGAGUACCGUAUAGCUUUUCCCUGGAUGGUGUGGUAGGUAUGAUAUGUUCCACAAUAAAGAAUGUUUCUUGCAGUGCACCAAAAAUUUCUUUGCGUUUGCGGAGUGAUAAGUGGUUAACUUCUUUAAUUGCUAGAGGUGUCUAUAACAGUCAAGAAAGUGAAGUUCCUCUUGUAGAUCUAUUUUGUACACUGCUGGCCCAUGCCGAGCCUGAGCAACGUAUUAUAGCAGUGAAGCAUUUGGGAAUACUUGUUGCCCAGUGUACGAAUGGAGAAAGAGCUGCGAUGAAUUCUAAAAUUUGCUCAGACUUAAUUCCAAAUAAGUCAGUUCUAUCCAUUCCUGAUUAUGUUCUAUCUCGUCUGGUUUCUAGUACUUGGGAUGAAGUUGUUGUACUGGCCUCAUCUGAAUUGUCAUUACAAUUGAGGGUUCAUGCAAUGGCACUUCUUUCAAAUUACAUACCAUUUGCUGAGCGCCAUCACUUGCAAGCUUUUCUUGUGGCAGCUGAUAGCAUUUGUUGUUUGUGUAAUGCACAACCGUCUCAAGAUAGUCCUAUCCUGCAACUUUCAUUAGUUCUUAUUGGUUAUGCCUGCUUGUACUCACCAGCUGAAGAUAUUUCUUUAAUUCCUCACAAUUUAUGGGAAAAUGUUGAAACCUUGGGGUCUACAAAACAUGUUGGCAAGCUUGGAGACCUUGAAAAGAGGACAUGCCAAGUCCUGUGUAAAUUGAGGGAUGAAGGAGAUGAGGCCAAAGAGGUCCUGAAAGAAGUACUUUCUUCGAAUUCUUCAAAGCAGUAUGACCAAGACUUUGCUAAUACACGAGAAUCUAUUCUUGAGGUCCUUGGCAACUUAACAGCAGUGAACUCAUACUUUGAUUUAUUCUCACAGAAAAUCGAGCAAGAUGAUAUGGAGCUUGAGGAGGCUGAGUUGGAGCUAGACAUUAUACAGAAGGAACAUGCAUUACCAGGACGAAUGGAGGAUUCCAAUGAUUGGAAUCAGAUUCCUGGUCUACCCUCAAACAAAAAGGAUGUCUCAAGGCUUCAGCAAAUCAGAGAGCAUAUUCGUUCUGUAGAAAAGUCCAAACUUAAAGAAGAUAUCAUAGCCCGUAGGCAAAAGAAACUACUUAUGAGACAUGACCUUCAAAAACAUUUGGAAGAAGCAGCAUUGCGGGAAGCUGAACUUCUGCAAGAACUUGAUAGGGAGAGAACAGCUGAAAUGGAAAAAGAGCUGGAAAGACAAAGAUUACUAGAAUUAGAACGUGCUAAAACAAAGGAACUGCGUCACAAUCUUGAUAUGGAGAAGGAGAAGCAAACACAGAGAGAACUUCAGCGUGAAAUAGAGCAAGCAGAAUCAGGACUUCGACCAUCUCGGCGUGAUUUUUCAUCCUCCACCCACAGUAGUGAAGAUGGAUUUUCUAUUUUCUUUGCGGGGGUUUUGUGGGUUUCUGAUUUUGUAGUAUCCCUAGGAAUAGAUUUCAUGGAAGAGAAAAUUGAGAAUCUGGUGAUAAAGGAAGAAAUAGAGCUGGUAGUUGAAGCAUACAACCUACCAGUUCAUCAAUUUCAGGUUUACCAAGUGUAG